Messenger RNA from Aspergillus ruber CBS 135680, 839 nucleotides. RefSeq lists its product as uncharacterized. The transcript has a single exon. The record is from RefSeq and is a predicted model, not a curated record. Bases 1 to 735 code for a protein of 244 amino acids. NCBI's taxonomy places the organism in Eukaryota, Fungi, Ascomycota, Eurotiomycetes, Eurotiales, Aspergillaceae.
AUGGAUCAGAAUGUAUCGAAGAAGACGCGGACUGCUGAUUCGACUGGUACGGGAAAUGGCACAUAUAUGAUGAAUAAAAAUGCUGAAAGAGCUGAUAGAGCCAGACGGCGAAGCGAGCGGUUGAAUGGUGUCCGUGGUGGUGAAAGCACCAAUAUUACCACUUAUCCGGCACAACGAAGGGAUUACAGUCUUGAUGAUGCUGCUGGGUCGGAUGCUGCCUACUCACCCUCACGAUCAGAAUCAGAAGCAUUAAAAGCACGUUCGACAAAAAGACGUAGAAAGAACUAUGUUGCGCCACCAGCAUCGCCAACGCCGCCGUCACCAGCAUCUCCACCUCCAACAAUAAGCCCUGCACCUCCAUCUACAUCUGCACCUGCAUCUGCACAGUUAGCACUUUCUGCAUUACCAACCUCAACAAACCUCAACAAAGUAGCCUUCGCAUUCAGCUCAUCGGAUGUUAUCUACCACCUCCCAAUCGACGAAUGCACUUCAAGCAGAUACCUCUUCGGAAGAGCAAGGGAUUUCUUAUGGACACUUGGUCAGGAGCUGGCCACUAGGUUUCUUAUCUGCCAGGUCCCUUCAGAGGGUAAACGGAGGAUGUUGUAUGAGGGGGAUGAGAUAGGUUUCAAAUGGCUUCUGAAUGAUGUGGCGAGCUUACAGAGCAAAAAUUUGCGACUACGACGGGAUAACCGGAUUGCACGCUGCUGGUCAAAUCGCGACGCGCAGUUCGGAUAAUUUGUUUUUCUUCGCUUGAUAGCCGUGCUCUAUUAGAUAUAUAUAAAGCAAAGCUGGGAAGAAGAGAGAUUGUAGAGAGAUGAAUUAGUGAUCGCAGUGCGGAG